CUCUUGUUCUUUGUUUCAUUUUUUUUUCUUUCUCUCUUUGACCUUACCAAUGCUGUCGGCCGUUGCCAGCCGGUCGACAUCGUUCCACGCGGCCAAGGCGCUCGCUGCGUCUGCCAGCGCGUCUCCUGCCUCCAUCGCCGUGCUAGCAUCAUCGCCUUCGUCAUCAUCAUCAUCAUCAGCAGCUUCAUCAGCAUCGGCAUCCGCAAUGCACGUCCGCGGCUAUGCUCGCAAGCCGACUUCAUCGUCGACUCCUUCGUCUUUGUCCUCGUCCUCGUCGACUCGAUCGUCGCGCCUGGCGCAAAAGUGGCAGCACCGCGACGCCCUGCCCAUCGCGACCCUGCCUCCGCUGCCUGCGUCCAUUGCGCGUGGGGAAGUGAGCACCAGCCACGCCCAGCUGCUUGCUCAGCAAGAGGAGCGGCGGCUGGAGGAGAACGCGCAGGAGGACGAUCAGCAGCACAUGUCCGACCGCGACGCCACCAAAGCCAGGCUCCGCGACGUCUUUGCGUUCCUCGAAGCGUCACCAGCAGCAGCGUCGAAUGCCGCGGCAUCGGAGAUGGAGGACGCCGAGGAGGGCGCCGACGCCGAGCCAGCAGCAGCCGCCGCAGAAGGGGAAGAGGCUGGCGAGGCUGGAGCGGCUGAAGGGGUUUUAGACGAGGAGGGGCGCGGUCGCCUCUCCAACAGAGAGUUCCUCAUGACCGAAGCCGCGGCCCCGAACGUCGAAUUGGAGGCCGCGCUGCUCGACCGCAGGCUGGCGGGUCGGUCGCCGGUCGUGCGCAUGGCCGAGGAGGAGGAAAUCCACGAAGCAGUACGAGAUCUCCAAGUCAAGUACGUUGCAGACGAGGCCGCUGCCGACGCCGCGCGCCAGGGCAAGUCACGCAAGGAGGUCCAGCAAAUCCGCAAGCACAUGAUGCAGAUGCCGCUGCACGAGCUGGAGGCCAUGGCCGAGGAGGAGCUCGGCGGCGAGAUCGAGGACGUCGAGCUGGCCGCGCAUGAGCUUGACGAAGAAGGCGCAGUCGCAGUUGAGGACUCCGAGAUGGACGCCGCCGCUGAGGCUGAAGAGGCAGCAGCCGCUGAGGCACACGAGGAGGAAGAGCCCAGCGCAGAGGCACUGGAGGAGGUCGACAUGACCGACCUCGAGGAGGCGCUCGCGGACGAGGAUCCAGAGGUUGCCGAGGCCAUCAUCGAGCGCGAACGCAGGCUGCGCGCACUCGGUGGCGGUGGCGAGGAAGAGGACUUGACUGAUCGUGUAGCCCAGCGCGGUCGCGACUAUGAGACCUUGUUCGGGAGCUCUCCGGCACGUUUUUACAAUCUGUCGCGCGUCCGCUUUGGCGUGCUGCAAAACCGUCUCGAGGCCGUCCGACAGCUCGCUCUUUUGGGUGUCGACGCUGAGCGCAACGCCGACCGUCCGCGCGCCGCUGGGUUGCUGACGCAGGGGCAGGACUCGUUCGGUCGUCACGAUCCCAUGAGCACGCCCCCCGUGAGCAACGUCACUGUGAUUGACUGGACCAACGAACUGCAUCGCUUGGCCCGGCUUGGCCUGAACGUCGUGCCCCGCUCGGGCUUGUCCAAGGCCCGCAGCCGCGUGCUGCUCGAGACCGUCUUUGGCGAGCUCGACUCCCCCGCCACGUUCUUUGCCUCGGGUCCCCCUGUGCUCAACUAUGUGCGCAUGGCAACCAUGCUUGCUCUGCGUCACUCGCACGCGGAAGAUACCAAGCGCGAGUACCAGACCGAAGACGCGAUGGCAGCCCUGGAGGACGACUCGGAGCUCUCCGACGCGCUCACACGCGUGCAGGAGGAGCGUGAUGCCAACCGCGCCCCUGACGAAAUGGACGAAGUGGACAGCGACGGCAACCCUUACCUCUUCUCACCGUUCGAUCCGCUGGCUCCGCAGGGUCUUGCGCCCUUCCGGUUCAAGGUGCUCGAGGAAAAGAUUGCUCGCGCCGGUGAGUCUGUGGGCGUGCAGGCGUCAUCUUCCCCCGACAUUGCCGAGGACCUCCUGGCUGCAUGGAACAAGCUCAAGCAGCGGCGAAAUGUCAAUCUGGCCGCCUUUGAUGCGGACCAACGCCCGACGCUGACCAAGGUCGCCCGCGUGAUUGCCUUGAUGGAUCUUGUGCGCUGGAUGGACGAGCUGGUGCCGUUUGUUGACCGUGGCAUCGGCCAGGCGUUCAGCGAGCUUCCGACCGAAGAUCCCGAAUUGUACGCCGAAAUGCUCAAGGACGUCCAGCUGCCCCCGAAGCAAGACACCGCUACGACGGAGGUGCCAUCGUCAUCGGAGCAACAAGCCACCGAGACUGCGGCGCCAUCAUCGUCGUCGUCGUCGUCGUCAUCGUCGUCAUCGGAAAACGCCGCCGCCACCAGGACUCGGGCGCCAUCGGCCUCACGAUUCAGCAAGGCCGCCGCGCAGGCGUCCUCUACAGGCAUGCCCACUCGAGAGGAAGCCAUCGCCCACCUGGCUGCGUCCAACCUGGACGACUUUGCGCUUGCGAUGACGCGUGAAAUGCGUCGCACCGCGCACAAGUCUCAGCAGUGGACGAGUCCCUUUGCAGGUUGGUAUGACUUGUUUAGCUCCAAGGCGCUCCCGAUGCCCAACACGGAUGCCUUCAACAAUUUGCACGCCGACCAAGCUCGCACCAACGCUGCCGCUGCUACUGCUGCUUCUGCGGUCGUCGGAGCUCAGCCAUCGAAACAGCAGCCGCCUGUCUCGACCGAGCAGCUUCGAUCGCAUUUGAACGAGCGCUCGGCUGCCGAGCAGGGCCGCUUUGCUGCCGAUCUUGCCAACAGCGACAGCAUUUUGAAUGCCCUGUACGAGGCCAACGCACCAGAGCGCGAUAUCGAGGACCAGGCCCGCACCACGAUGCGACACCUGCGCUCGAUGGCCAAGACACCGAUUGCCAACACCCAGUACCCGCUGCUUGCGAGCGGGUUCUCCCACAUGCCCUAUAGCAAGCUCUCCCAGCACGAGCGGCUCAAACAGCGGGACCUCGUCCGCGCAUCCAAGCAAAAGAAGCUCCCCUCCGCUUCCCCCACCUACAAGAACCCGCUGGCGAGCGGCGACCGCAUCGACCAGCUCCUGAAUGCCGUCGCAUCGCCCGCCGAGCUCCAGCAAUCCGCCUCGCACGUCGCCUCGACUGUGAAGAAGCUUCUGGGCGCAGUCGACCCCGCCGACCUUGUUCGUGACAUUCCUCAUUCGGGCGCCGUCCUGUCUGCCGCGAGCUUUAACGACAUGCUGCGCGCCUCGCCGCUCGUCACCUCUUCGCGUGUUGCCGGCGGCAUUGCGUUUGGUCGCAUUGUCACCAUGUCUCCCGAUGUGGCCGACGUUGACAUUGGCGGCAAACUGAACGUGCGCAUCCCAGUCCCGGCCGAGGCGGUCCUUUCUGUCGGCUUGUUGGUCCCAGUGCUCAUUCUUUCUUCCGAAAUCACCUUCAGCUUUAUCGGACAGCGCAAGACGUCCAGCGCCCUGCGCGGCAACGGUGUCCACGUCGGCGCGCUUCUGCGACACGAGCUCUUCACUCAAGAGCGUCUUAACGCGCUUCACGAACGUGCUCUCAGCGCUUUUGAGGAGUCAAGACUUUUCUGAAAGGGGUCGACUUUUGUUUGUUUGUUUGUGUAUUCCAGUGUUAUGCGUGCACCAUCCCACCCCCCACCGCUCUGAUUUGAAUGGCGAUGUGACGCUUGUUUUGUUUUGUGUUUUCCUUGUGCAAUACAGUCCACAAAAUCUUACACUGUC
Messenger RNA from Capsaspora owczarzaki ATCC 30864, 3727 nucleotides. RefSeq lists its product as hypothetical. The record is from RefSeq and is a predicted model, not a curated record. The transcript has a single exon. NCBI's taxonomy places the organism in Eukaryota, Filasterea, Ministeriida, Capsasporidae. The coding region runs from base 50 to 3577 and encodes 1175 amino acids.